GGACUCAUCACUCAUCAAACUGUGGUGUGUGUGUUGGCCAGUUCUGAGAUCUUGAAGCUCUGCCCAGAGGAAGAAGACAACAGCUGUCUUUGCCAAUUAGAGAAUGGACCGUUUGGGUUCCUUUAGCAAUGAUCCCUCUGAUAAGCCACCUUGUCGGGGCUGCUCCUCCUAUCUGAUGGAACCUUACAUCAAGUGUGCUGAAUGUGGGCCACCUCCUUUUUUCCUCUGCUUGCAGUGUUUCACUCGAGGAUUUGAAUACAAGAAACACCAAAGUGAUCAUACUUAUGAAAUAAUGACUUCAGACUUUCCUGUUCUUGAUCCCAGCUGGACUGCUCAAGAAGAAAUGGCCCUUUUAGAAGCUGUGAUGGACUGUGGCUUUGGAAAUUGGCAGGAUGUUGCCAAUCAGAUGUGCACCAAGACCAAGGAAGAGUGUGAGAAGCACUAUAUGAAGCAUUUCAUCAAUAACCCUCUGUUUGCAUCUACCCUGCUAAACUUGAAACAGGCAGAAGAGGCAAAAACUGCAGACACAGCCAUUCCAUUUCAUUCUGCAGACGACCCUCCUCGGCCCACCUUUGACUCCUUGCUUUCUCGGGACAUGGCAGGAUACAUGCCAGCGCGAGCAGAUUUCAUUGAGGAAUUUGACAAUUAUGCAGAAUGGGACUUGAGAGACAUUGAUUUUGUUGAAGAUGACUCGGACAUUUUACAUGCUCUGAAGAUGGCUGUGGUAGAUAUCUAUCAUUCCAGAUUAAAGGAGAGACAAAGACGAAAAAAAAUUAUAAGAGAUCAUGGAUUAAUCAACCUCAGGAAGUUUCAGUUGAUGGAACGGCGGUACCCCAAGGAGGUUCAAGACCUUUAUGAAACAAUGAGGCGAUUUGCAAGGAUUGUGGGACCAGUAGAACAUGACAAGUUCAUUGAAAGCCAUGCACUGGAAUUUGAGCUUCGAAGGGAAAUCAAGAGACUCCAGGAGUAUAGGACAGCAGGCAUCACCAAUUUUUGUAGUGCCAGAACCUAUGAUCACCUGAAGAAGACGAGAGAGGAGGAGCGCCUUAAACGCACGAUGCUCUCUGAGGUUCUCCAGUACAUCCAGGACAGUGGGGCAUGCCAGCAGUGGCUCCGCCGGCAAGCUGACAUUGAUUCUGGCCUGAGUCCGUCUGUUCCGAUGGCUUCAAAUUCAGGUAGACGGAGUGCACCACCGUUGAACCUCACUGGCCUCCCUGGCACAGAGAAGCUAAAUGAAAAAGAAAAAGAGCUCUGUCAGAUGGUGAGGUUGGUCCCUGGAGCCUAUUUAGAAUACAAAUCUGCACUCUUGAAUGAAUGUAACAAGCAGGGAGGCUUAAGGCUGGCCCAGGCAAGAGCACUCAUCAAGAUAGACGUGAACAAAACCCGGAAAAUCUAUGAUUUCCUCAUCCGAGAAGGACACAUCACUAAAGCCUGAGAUUCUGACGGGCUGGGGUCAGAAGCCAGACAUUUGGAAUGUGGUGGUUCACAGGACCGUGUGGGCCCCGAGUUCCCCAUGUGAAAAGCGGCGGAAGGACAAAGAAACCCUGAAGACAUGUUAAUAUCCACUAUCUUCUCCACCCCGCUUUGAAACACUCCUGAUGUCGGUGUUGUGCUGCAUAUGCUAUUAUUAAAUGUGAGUGGGCACUCAUUCCUAGCACCUCUUGUAACUAAAACCAGAACCAUAGUACCUCACAUCACAGUGCUGGUAGAAGUAAAACCAAACCACAGUCUUUGGUCAAGAGUCCAGCUCAAAUCCCUGUACUUGAAAUCCAAGUUGGUCUCUUACCUGUUUUGCCUUCAGACUUCAGACAGAUUUUAAAUAAAGAGAAAGGUUUUUAGAGCAUGAGAAAGCUGUCUUUCCAAGGAUUUUUUUUAAGCUGACAACUUAUAUUUAAGAGCAGAGGGGAGGAAGGUCUCCCCAUGCUGGUCUUAUCCAAGCUGCAUUUUUAACUGUAAUGUCUGGCUUUGUACUUCCCAGUCUAGCUGUCUGUUCUGCAGUAGACUUUUGAGGAGGUAGCACCAGAUAUGAAAUGUCUGUGUUAUUUUUAGAAUUAAUGGAUUAAAAUGUUUUUGCGAUUUAA
This is a messenger RNA of Ochotona princeps (American pika), 2081 nucleotides long. It is a transcript of the gene TADA2A, whose product is annotated as transcriptional adaptor 2A. Gene Ontology annotation, molecular function: protein binding; chromatin binding; transcription coactivator activity. Gene Ontology annotation, biological process: chromatin remodeling; regulation of transcription by RNA polymerase II. Gene Ontology annotation, cellular component: nucleus; SAGA-type complex. The transcript is spliced from 15 exons. The record is from RefSeq and is a predicted model, not a curated record. The coding region runs from base 104 to 1435 and encodes 443 amino acids. NCBI's taxonomy places the organism in Eukaryota, Metazoa, Chordata, Mammalia, Lagomorpha, Ochotonidae.